Messenger RNA from Rhodamnia argentea, 1948 nucleotides. RefSeq names its product DUF21 domain-containing protein At4g14240-like. Bases 167 to 1657 code for a protein of 496 amino acids. Gene Ontology annotation, biological process: magnesium ion homeostasis. Lineage: Eukaryota; Viridiplantae; Streptophyta; Magnoliopsida; Myrtales; Myrtaceae. The transcript has 14 exons. Gene Ontology annotation, cellular component: intracellular membrane-bounded organelle. The record is from RefSeq and is a predicted model, not a curated record.
UCCCUGCGUCUCGAGCUCGCCGGUCGCCACCAUCCCCAGACCACACCUUCCCCCCAGGAUCUCUCUCUCUCCCCUGAAACACCAUCAUCGCCAUCGAAGUGGCACAACCCACUUCGAUAUUACGUUCGAAUUCUAUAGGUAGCAACCGGAGGACCAGGGGGGAGAGAUGCAUCUGAUCAAUGCGUUGAUGGUGGCUCGGACGGUGACCCGGGACGACCUCGGCACCGUCCUGGGGAGCGAAAUCGAGUUCGGGUCGGUCUGGUUCUUCGUGUACGCGGGGAUUUCCUGCUUCCUGGUCCUCUUCGCGGGCAUAAUGUCGGGCCUCACGCUCGGCCUCAUGUCGCUCGGCCUCGUCGACCUCGAGAUUCUCCAGCGCAGUGGCACCAACGCCGAGAAGAAGCAAGCGGCUGCUAUUUUGCCGGUGGUCCAGAAGCAACACCAACUUCUUGUGACUUUGCUUCUUUGCAAUGCUUGUGCAAUGGAGGCCCUUCCCAUAUACUUGGAUAAGCUUUUCAAUCAGUAUGUUGCAAUUAUACUUUCUGUCACGUUCGUGCUAGCCUUUGGAGAGGUUAUUCCACAAGCAAUAUGUACCCGAUAUGGACUUGCUGUUGGUGCCAAUUUUGUGUGGCUUGUUCGGAUUCUAAUGAUCAUUUGCUAUCCAAUUGCAUAUCCUAUUGGAAAAGUUCUAGACUGGGUGUUGGGUCAUAAUGAGGCAUUGUUUAGGCGUGCUCAAUUAAAAGCUCUCGUCUCCAUCCACAGUCAGGAGGCUGGCAAGGGAGGUGAACUCACCCAUGAUGAGACCACGAUCAUUAGUGGAGCUCUAGAUUUGACUGAGAAGACUGCGGAGGAGGCAAUGACACCCAUUGAAUCUACCUUUUCUUUAGAUGUCAAUUCCAAACUAGACUGGGAAGCAAUGGGAAAGAUUCUCGCUCGGGGUCAUAGCCGAGUUCCUGUCUAUUCUGGGAACCCCAAAAAUGUCAUUGGUCUUCUUCUGGUGAAAAGCCUACUCACGGUUAGACCAGAAACAGAGACCCCUGUCAGUGCUGUUUCGAUCAGAAGAAUUCCACGGGUUCCAGCAGAUAUGCCCUUGUACGACAUACUGAAUGAGUUUCAAAAGGGUAGCAGUCAUAUGGCAGCUGUAGUGAAGACCAAAGGGAAAUCAAAGAAUCUUCCAUCAAUGCCAGAUUCGGACAUACCAGAAGAAAACAAAGCCACUGCUGGAGAUUCCCAGUUAACUACUCCCUUGCUCGUCAAACGAGAUGAAAAACCUGAUGUUAUUGUUAACAUCGAGAAGGCUCCUAGGCCUGUCAAUGUAAGUAAGCAACUUAAUGAUGCCUCGAUAAAUGGCUUGCCUCUUUUGUCAGAAGAUAUCGAGGAUGGGGAGGUUAUUGGCAUCAUCACUCUCGAGGAUGUGUUUGAAGAACUUCUUCAGGAGGAGAUUGUUGAUGAAACAGAUGAAUAUGUUGAUGUACAUAAAAGAAUCCGAGUAGCUGCAGCUGCAUCAGUUGCACGGGCUCCAUCACUUCGGAGACUGAACAUCCAUAAAGGAGCUGGAGGCCAAUCCAAGCACGGGCAGGUCCCAAGAAAAACUCCUGAGGAUGAUCCAAGUUCUGCUAGGUCAACAGGCACUCCAGGUUUGCAAAACUCUGUGGCCUAGGGUUGAAGUUUCGGUGUGAGUGACAUCUGGUAAAUGCUUCCAUGGGAUGUCGGAGUCUAAAAGUGAAGGAUUCUCGAACGAUCUUUUUUCCAGGGUAAUCAACAUAUCCCGUGGAAGGGGUACAGCGGAAAACCGCAUUCUUGGAAGUUAAUUAUGUCUAGCAUAUGUAAGAUGUUCAGUCGUCUGAUGCAAUUUUGUUUCAUUGUAGCUGAAUAAUUAAUCUAUUUUGUGUUCGAAAACAGAGGAAAAAGUUUUGUAGUAUGAGAUUACGGUGUAUGAAUUUCAUCGUUA